Messenger RNA from Spinacia oleracea (spinach), 4210 nucleotides. RefSeq names its product kinesin-like protein KIN-12B. Gene Ontology annotation, molecular function: ATP binding; microtubule motor activity; microtubule binding. Bases 185 to 4000 code for a protein of 1271 amino acids. Gene Ontology annotation, biological process: microtubule-based movement. NCBI's taxonomy places the organism in Eukaryota, Viridiplantae, Streptophyta, Magnoliopsida, Caryophyllales, Amaranthaceae. The record is from RefSeq and is a predicted model, not a curated record. The transcript is spliced from 16 exons.
ACAAAACUUUCUUUUUUUUGCUUUUUUUUUUGCCCAAAAACAUUUCAAAUCUUUCUUUCAACGGCUACUUUUCACACUUUCCCCCCUUUCUCUCUCCUCCGAACUCUUCACAUCUCUGUCUUCUUCAUCUUCUGCUUCAGUUUUCUCUCUCCAGAAAGUUGCAGAGAGUAGCAAUCAAUCAAUAAUGAAGCAUUUCAUGCUCCCAAAAUCACCUUCUCCAUUAUCGGAGCUUUCCACUCCACCAAACCCUAACCCUAACCCUAAUUCACAGAAGUCGAAAUCAUCCAGUCAUCUUCGCAAGCAGAAAUGCCCUCCUAGAGACAAAGAAAACUCGGAUCCUUCCGAUGUGAUUACCGGAAAACCUUCGCCGGCGGGGAAGUUGAAGAGUCCUCUUCCGCCGCGACCACCUUCUUCUAAUCCUCUGAAGCGCAAGCUCAGUAACGAUGCUAUUUUGGAUGUCGUUGUUGGAGGACCUUCCACUUCUUCGUCUAUUGAUUCUGGGGUUAAGGUGGUAGUGCGAAUGAGGCCAUUAAACAAGGACGAGCGAGAUGGGGAAAUGAUAGUUAAGAAAAUCUCAAACGAUUCUUUGAUAAUCAAUGACCAUACCUUCACGUUUGACUCUGUGGCUGAUAUGGAGGCAACCCAGCUAGACAUUUUCCAGCAUGUAGGAGCUCCUCUUGUUGAGAACUGUCUUGCUGGGUUCAACAGUUCUGUGUUUGCUUAUGGACAGACGGGCAGUGGAAAAACGUAUACAAUGUGGGGACCUUCCAAUGCUUUGCUGGAAGACAACCUAGCAAAUGAACAACAGGGUUUAACACCUCGUGUUUUCGAACGGCUUUUUGCUAGGAUAAAUGAGGAACAAGUUAAGCAUGCAGGAAAACAACUUACGUAUCAGUGUCGUUGUUCUUUUCUUGAGAUUUACAAUGAACAAAUUACUGAUCUGUUGGAUCCAAGUCAGAAGAAUCUUCAGAUAAGGGAAGAUGUCAAAUCGGGAGUUUAUGUGGAAAAUCUGACAGAAGAGUGUGUAUCAACAGCUAAGGAUGUGAUUCGGCUUUUGUUGAAGGGACUGUCACACCGUAGAACAGGGGCAACAAGUAUAAAUGCAGAAAGUUCACGUUCACAUAGUGUUUUCACUUGUUCGGUUGAAUCACAAUGCAAGAGCAUGUCUGAUGGCCUGAGUAGUUUAAAGACAAGUAAAAUAAAUUUAGUUGAUCUUGCCGGGUCAGAAAGGCAAAAGUUAACUGGUGCAGCUGGAGAGCGGCUGAAAGAAGCAGGCAAUAUCAACCGAUCCCUUUCACAGUUGGGGAAUUUGAUAAAUAUUCUUGCUGAAAUCUCCCAAACUGGAAAGCAAAGGCAUAUUCCGUAUAGAGACUCCAGAUUGACAUUUUUGCUUCAGGAAUCUCUGGGUGGUAAUGCAAAAAUGGCAAUGAUUUGUGCUAUUUCUCCAGCCCAAAGCUGUAAGAGUGAGACAUUUAGCACAUUGAGGUUUGCACAGCGUGCAAAGGCCAUUAAAAACAAGGCUGUUGUUAAUGAAGUUAUGCAAGAAGAUGACGUCAAUUUUUUAAGAGAAGUGAUAAGGCAACUUAAGGAUGAACUACUCCGAAUGAAGGCAAAUAAAAACCAAAGUGAUCCAAAGGCUGCAUACGCAAACAGUUGGAAUGCACGCAAAAGUUUAAGUCUCCUGAAGCUCAGCCUCAACCACCCAAUGGUGUUGCAUCAUUUAGAUGCUGAUGGUGAUGAGGAGAUGGAAAUUGAUGAGGAGGCUGUUGAGAAACUUUGCAAUGUUGUUCGUCAACAUUCAAAUGGCCUUGAAAUUAGCCAACGCAAAGAUGGAUGUAAUGAGAAGCAAAGCUCUGAAGUAUCAGAUGUGAGUAUGGAAGAGGGAAUUUCAGAAAUAGAUGAUAAUGAUAUCAUUGUAGAUGGAGGAGCAAUCCAGUCUGCCGAGGGAAAUGACGCCAUAAAGAUAGAAGAGAAGGUUGUGAGUGAAUCGCCAUGCAAGCUAAUUGAGGAUGGUUCUACAUUCUUGGUGUCUUCAUCAGAUAUAGUGGAUGCUGAGGCCACAAAUAAUCCUUCAAAUGGCUCCCUGGAUGUUUCCCCUAUUCUGCCAUCUCCCCCUCCGAGUGUUUCCCCAAGAAUGGUUAGCAGUAGUAGGAAGAGUCUAAGAACUUCAUCAAUGCUAACUGCGUCUCAGAAAGACAUAGAAGGCUUUGGAGUAGGUAAGAAUGAUGCUCAUGCAUCAUUGGCGAAAUCUUUUCAAAGGAACUCCCAGCUUGCCCUGGCUAUUAUCUCAGGCAAUACUGCACGUAGCACUUCUGAACAUUUGGCAGCUAGCGUUCAUCAUGGUCUUGAGAUCAUUGAUAAUCAGGGGAAGAGUUCUGCUUUCAGGAAAUCAACAUUCCGGUUGUCUUUCAAGCCUACAGAACUGAAGUCGAUAUUACCUAUUGAGAAAGUUGAUGUAGGUAUUCAAACUCUACCAGACUCUAUUGAGAUGCCAGUAAUAGAUGGCAUGAGCUACCUAUGUAGUAAUUGCAAGAACAAGUCUAUUCACGGAGAUGUAAAAGAAGUGAAUGACCCCUCAAAUCUUCAGUUGGUUCCUGUGGAUAGGUCAGUGGAAAAGCCCAAGAAUCAUGUUCCGAAGGCUGUAGAGAAAGUUCUGGCUGGAGCGAUUAGGAGAGAAAUGGCGCUUGAGGACUUCUGUGGCAAGCAAACUUAUGAGAUUGCACAACUAAAUCGUCUGGUUCAGCAGUACAAACAUGAAAGGGAAUGCAAUGCAAUUAUAAGUCAAAUGCGAGAGGAUAAAAUAAUUCGCCUUGAGAACCUUAUGGAUGGUGUGUUACCUACUGAGGACUUCAUGGAAGAAGAAUUCAUAUCUGUUCGCAGAGAACAUGAGCUACUCAAGGAGAAAUAUGAAAACCAUCCCGAGGUCUUGGAAACCAAAAUUGAGUUAAGAAGAGUUCAGGAAGAGUUGGAGAGAUUGCGAAGCUUCUUUGAUAUGGGCGAGAAGGAUAUCCUAGUGGAGGAAAUUCAUGAUUUAAGGAGCCAGCUUCAAUAUUAUACAGAUAGUUCACCCAUGGCUGCUAGGCAACGCAAGUCUCUUUUGAAGUUGACUUACCCCUGUGAACAGAGUUCAUCUCAACCACUGGACCCAACACCAGAAUCAACUAAGGACAAUGCUUUCGAACAGGAAAGGAUUCGGUGGACCGAGGUGGAAAGUCAAUGGAUAUCUCUAGCAGAAGAGCUAAAAAUGGAACUUGAAUCUAGUCGUUAUCAAACUGAAGAGCUUGGGCGAGAACUAGAGUCAGAAAGGAAGUGCUCAGAGGAGCUAAAAGAAGCCCUGCAGUUGGCAAUGGAGGGUCAAGCACGUAUGCUAGAACAGCAUGCAGACCUUGAGGAGAGACAUAUUCAAAUGCUUGCAAGGCGUAGACAGAUGCAAGAAGGAAUAGACGAUGUUAAGAAAGCAGCUGCCAAAGCCGGGGUCAGAGGGGCAGAGUCAAAGUUUAUCAAUGCCCUUGCAGCAGAGGUUUCAGCAUUGAAAGUUGAAAGAGAUAGGGAGAGGCGGUAUUUCAGGGAUGAAAACAAAAUGCUUCAAUCUCAACUAAGAGACACCGCAGAAGCUCUGCAGGCUGCCGGAGAAUUACUUGUACGCCUGAAAGAAGGUGAAGAAGCAGUAGCUGCUGCCGAGAGGCGUGCAGCUGUUGCAGAAGAAGAAACUGAGAAGUCUCAGAAGCAGAUUGAUGAAUUAAAGAAAAAGCACGAAACUGAAAUUAGUACAUUGAAUCAAAUUAUUGCUGACUCCCGUGUACCAAAAGAGCCUUUACAAAAAGAAUCAUAUCAUGAAUCCAGUGUGGCUAAAUUUGAUGCUGAGGAGGAACACAGUGCUGGUGAUGAGCGGUGGAAAGAAGAGUUUCAGGCAUUCUAUAACAACGGAGACGAUGAGUUGUCAUCUAAAUUCACAGAUCCUUCUUCGUGGUACUCUGGAUACGACAGAUGCAACAUAUAGGUAGGAAAUUCAGUUGCUUCUCUGUAUGUAAAAUUUACUAACAGUUUAUUUGUUAUAUAUUAUUUCGAUAUAGUGUACCUUGUAUUGCUUACCAAGGGAUAUAGGUUAGAAAUCCUCACCAUUUGUGAGGCCCAAUGUUAUUUCUUACCUCUUUUGUAAUCCAAUGUAUUCAAAUUGAGUUGCCUCAGUUAUAAGAUUCAAAUUUCUGUA